Molecule: messenger RNA, 1168 nt
Organism: Rotaria sp. Silwood1
Lineage: Eukaryota; Metazoa; Rotifera; Eurotatoria; Philodinida; Philodinidae
Source: the annotation of a GenBank genome assembly
CCCCCCCCCCCCCCCCCCCCCCCGCUUACAGAUCAUAGCAACCAAAAAAGAACAUUACAUACAUAUACCCCGCCCCAUUACAGACUGCGACAACCGUAUUCACCAAAUAGUCGAUGGUGGAGAAAAAUAACUUGAAAUUAGAAAACAAAAAAAAAGAUUAUUAUCGAGUAUAUAGCAAUAAUUAUAAAUGAAAUCGAGCGCGCUUAAAUGAAAAAAAAAUAUUUUCUUUUUUAAUAUAUUUUUUUAAUAUACAAAUAAAUAAUAAAUUCCUGCUCUUUUCAACGAUUCUCAAGGAAAACAACUAUAGUUGAUGAGAAGUCUUCCAGUAUACAGAUGAUGCGUCUGGUAACAAAGCUAAAGGUAUACGUGAGUUCCACAUUUCAGCUCCGCAGGAGCUGCGCUAACAAGCUUUUUGACUUUUUUCCAUGAAUUUAGAUAUGCAAAUAUUGGUGGAUUAGCAACACAAAUUCAAGAGAUUAAAGUAAGAAUAUAACUCUUAUAUGAAAUUGAAGUAAUUUUUUAUUUUUAAGGAGCUGUUGAAUUACCUUUAAAUCAUCCUGAAUAUUACGAAGAGAUGAGUAUAAAACCAUCUAAAGGUGUUAUUCUAUAUGGUCAACCAGGCACAGGUAAAACUCUUCUUGCCAAAGCUGGUGAUGGACCAAAACUCGUACGUGAAUUAUUUCGAGUUGCUGAAGAAUAUGCUCCAGUUUUUGUUUUUAUUGAUGAAAUUGAUGCUAUGGGAACAAAACGUUAUGAUUCAAAUUCAGGAGGUGAGCUAGAAAUUCAAAGAACUAUGUUAGAAUUAUUAAAUCAACUUGAUGGAUUUGAUUCUCGUGGUGAUGUUAAAGUUAUUAUGGCAACAAAUCGAAUUGAUAUACUUGAUUCAGCAUUAAUUCGACCUGGUCGUAUUUAUCGAAAAAUUGAAUUUCCAUUGCCAGAUGAAAAAACUCGUCGAAUGAUGUUUAAAAUUGAUACAGAUCGUACGACGCUUGCUGAUGAUGUUAAUUUAGAAGAAUUAAUUAUGGCUAAAGAUGAUCUUAGUGGUGCUGAUAGUAAAGCAAUUUGUACUGAAUCUGGUUUAAUGGCAUUACGAGAACGUCGAAUGAAAGUAAAAAAUGAAGAUUUUCGAAAGAGUAAAGAAGCUGGAAUGUUUUAUUUAUUUGAUUGA